Lathyrus sativus (Indian pea) is the source of this 1668-nucleotide messenger RNA. NCBI's taxonomy places the organism in Eukaryota, Viridiplantae, Streptophyta, Magnoliopsida, Fabales, Fabaceae. The record is from the annotation of a GenBank genome assembly.
AUGGUGGAUAGCGGCGAAUUCGCCGGCACCAUUUGUUCAAUCUGCUACGAAAGUCUAAACCCCAUCACCGAAGAUCUCCAAUCAGUCACCAUCUGCGGCCACGUCUUCCACGAGCUCUGUUUGCAGCAAUGGUUCGAGUACUGUGAGACAUCGAAGAAACGUACUUGUCCAGUUUGCAAGCAAGGUUGCAAGGUGAAAGAUGCGUGUCGGCUUUAUUUUCAAUCAAUUGGAGAUGCGCACGGAGCUGGUCUUACUCAGAAGCAAAGGGGUGUCGAGGAAGAUGCCGGUGUUUUGAGAAAGGAGGUUAAGAGAUUGGAGGGAAAAGUUUCGGGGCUUAGUACGGUUUUGGAAAAUCAAACUAAGGAGUUAGAUGAACUUAAAGAUGAGCUAUCUACUUGCAAGGAGCAGAGAAGGAUAGAAAUAGCAUCAAAAAAUGAAGCCUUGAGGCAAAAUGCGUCCAUACAACUCCAGUUUCGUGAGAAAUCAACGGAGCUUGAGAAGUCAAAUUUGGAGCGUUUUAGAUUGCAAGAGAGAAAUAUGGCUUUGGCUAAAGAACUUGCAGCAUUGAAAUUAGUGUCUGAUUUGGACCUUGGCGAAGACGAGGUUUUGAAGCUUGCCACUUUGGGUAACGGAGCCAACAGUAAAGAAACAGUAGACACUUUGAAAAGAUCUCUUGUCCUGCGAAACAGGAGUUACAAAGAGUUAAUGGCCAAGUGUAAUCUUCUCGGAAGAGGUGAGGCUCGAUAUAGUAAAAAGCUUGAGAAGGCUAAAGAGAAGAUCAAUAAAAUGAAGGCACGGUUACAAGAACUAGAUACAGCAAUGGAAGUAAAAGAGAAUGAAUAUUUGAAGCAACUAAAAGUUGCCAAGAAUUCUGAAAAUAACAUCAAUUCUAAUUCAGAUGUAUUGAUGGCUUGUAAAUUUUCCUCAAAAGAGCAAACCAAACAGAGUUCAACACCCAAGUCUGGAACGGAUCUGAAUAAGAACGACAACAACCAAUCUUUACAAUCUUUGAAGAUAGAUAACUCCAAAGCUACACACAAUAAGAAUGUGAAUAUUAGUUAUGGAAGUAAAACUACCUUGCCUCUUGAUAAAGAGGUAGACUGUAUCAUUAUCGAUGAAAAUGAAUACAAAUAUCAUAACAAGGUUGAUCUAGGAAAGCAAGAAACGGCACCUGUCUCAAAGACUAAAACAUCAUUGCAAGGAAUAUGUAAUUUGGAUGACUCUUCAAGAUAUGAUAUUGACACAGAAAUGGCUGACAUUACUGCUGAUAUUGCCACUAUGGAUAACGAUGUGACAUUACAUGCCGAUGCUAAACAAGCUCAACCAAUGGUUAACAUUAGAAAGGAAUCACCAUUAACAACUUCAAGUUCAGUGGACAUCUGCUUUUCUGGUGGAUUGCUUGGUCCUGAUGGAUCUCAACGAUUCUUGGGUAAAUGGUGCAAGCGUGGACAAAAUGGUGAAUCCACAAAAGGGAAUUUGAUAUCAGUAGGAGCUGACGGUAGAGGCGGCAAAGUCAAAGUUCUAAGAAAUCCAAGCCAACCCUUCUCGGAAGUUAAGGAAAAUUCAGUAGCUUCAAAAAGGUUGAAGGUUGGACCUAAUAAAGCAAGUGGUAUGCAAUCCAGGGGGUGCCUGCAGAUUGAACACUUUUUUGGGAGGGUCAGCCAGUAA